Molecule: messenger RNA, 3548 nt
Organism: Scylla paramamosain (green mud crab)
Lineage: Eukaryota; Metazoa; Arthropoda; Malacostraca; Decapoda; Portunidae
Product: annexin B9-like
Exons: 9
Coding region: 150-1094 (314 amino acids)
Cellular component (GO): cytoplasm
Molecular function (GO): calcium-dependent phospholipid binding; calcium ion binding
Source: RefSeq, a predicted model, not a curated record
GGUGGUGUCUGAUUUUUUCCUCGCUGUGGCAUUUUUCAUGGCAUUGGGUUGAUAAAAGAAGGGACACGAUAACAGUUGGUCACUCGUCGCUACACCCUCGCCCUUGCGCUUCCUGCUCUCCUCGUCCUCAGUCUCUGUCGUCAGUAACCAUGAGUGAAGAGAAUCGUCCCACCAUCAGGACCCGGGUGCCGCUGGCGGUGGCAGCUGAGGUGGAGACUCUGCGGAAGGCAAUGAAGGGCAUGGGUACUGACGAGGCGGCCAUCAUCAGGGUGCUGACCGGCUGUUCCUGCAACCAGCGGCAAGUCAUCGCCGAGCAGUACCACAAAACACACGAUAGGGACCUCCUUAAGGACCUAAAGAAGGAGCUGUCAGGGGAGUUUGAGAACGUUGUCUUGGCCUUGAUGACGCGCAGCAGUGAUUUUCUGGCCAAGGAACUCGAACAUGCUGUUGAACUUAAAAACGGCGAGGCAAUUGUGCAGAUCCUGUUCACCUGCGAGACCCCAGAAGUGAGAGCGAUCAAAACCGCCUUCAGGAAUUAUGACGACGACACCCUGGUGCAGGAGCUGAAGGACGAGCUGAAGAAGGGAGUGUUUUUAGACGUGGUGGUUGCGACGGUGACUGGACAUCGAGGUGAAGGAUUCUGUGAGGAAGUCAGCAAGAAUGUUGCCAAGGCGAUCUUCCAAGGGGAGCACGGGGUCAACAAGGAGGAAGUAGUGAAGGCCUUCUCCAGCCUCUCCUUCAAGCAGCUCAAGGGCGUCUUCGUGGAGUAUUACAAGCUAGCGGAGAGGACCCUGGGAGAGGCUUUUGAUCUUGUGUAUAAGGGCGAGGAGAAGACCAACAUGCACGCUUUGUUCCAAUGUCUCAACAACCGCCACGGGUACCUCGCCUCGGCACUGCGCAAGGCACUGGCUGGGCCUGGGACGAAGGACCGGGAUCUGAUUCGCUUGAUUGUGUCCCGCGCCGAGGUGGAUCUUCUGAACAUCAAGGAAGAAUACUUCAAAAUGUACAGCAAGACCCUCGAGAGUGAUAUCAAGGGAGACACAUCGGGAGAUUACAGAAAGAUGCUGCUCGCCCUCCUGGAACCCAACUACUGAGAGAGAAUAGGGUUGGACUCAGGCUAGCCUUCAUUCCCUGCUCCUUCCACGUGCAUGCAAGACAGACUCGCACUGUUCCUUAUCCUUCUCUCUCUCUCUCUCUCUCUCUCUCUCUCUCUCUCUCUCUCUCCAUAGCUAUGAUCACUGAAUUCAAAUAGAUUUUUGUAAUGCUCUUCUAAAAGUUGUAAUUUGUUUAAAAAUAGAUAAAUAAAUAUAAAAUAAUAAUAAAUACCGCAAAUACAAAUAAAAGUUUCUGCUUGCGUGAUCUAUGGAAGUGAUACACAUGUUUAAGCACUUUGAAAGAAAUUGUAAUAAGGAGAAUGUAUUGGUAAAACUUUACUCCACAUAAUCUGUACUAGAAGAAUGAAUUUUGAAGAAAAAAAAAAAAUCGUGUUUACGCACCUCAUUAUUUAUUCAUUCAUUAGUGUUGCGUUAUCUUUCUUAAAAUCUGCGGGGCGGGAUGGGGCGGGGCUGCGCGGAGCGGCGCGCAGCGCUGCAGUAGCAGCAGGAGACAACACCUGGAAAAGUAUGUGGAGUGUAUGGAAAAAGUGGACAAAAGCAAUUACAACCAGCCUGAUAAAUUUUGGUGUGCCAUAAAAACUCUGGAGGAUAGUGAUGGAAACCCAAGUUUAAGCUUGUUUCAGACUUUUCACUAGGAUGUCUUUCUUUGCCUUAUGCUAAUGCUGACUGUGAGCGCUGCUUCUCUAGUGUAAACCGUGUGAAAACAAAAGACAGAAAUAAGCUAAAAACAGAAACCGUAAGAGACAUCAUCCUAGCGAAGCAGUGUGUUGCUUCCACAUCCAGCAGUGACUGUACGAUCUUCAAGCCAUCAAUCAAAGUCAAUGAUAAAAAACAUGACAUCAAGAGUGCUAUAUUCCUCCAAUGAAGAGAGUGCCGGGGCUGCUGACGACGUGCCGGAUGUAUAUAUAGAAGAACAAGACCAGUAAUCUCCUACAUAGUAAGUAAACAACUUAACGAAGUGUCCUGUAGUUUUCUCCAUUUAUUAAUGUAUGUAUUUAGGAAAGUGUUUUGUUUGUUAAGGGCAUUGUUGUUUUUUUUCAUUACACACACACACACACACACACACACACACACACACACACACACACACACACACACACACACACACACACACACACACACACGCACGCACGCACACACACACACACACACACACACCUCUCUCUCUCUCUCUCUCUCUCUCUCUCUCUCUCUCUCUCUCUCUCUCUCUCUCUCUCUCUCUCUCUCUCUCUCUCUCUCUCUCUCUCUCUCUCUCUCUCUCUCUCUCUCUCUCUCUCUCUCUCUCUCUCUAUAUAUAUAUAUAUAUAUAUAUAUAUAUAUAUAUAUAUAUAUAUAUAUAUAUAUAUAUAUAUAUAUAUAUAUAUAUAUAACCUAAAUUCUGCUGUAUUUGGAAAGUGGCAGUUUUGCAUAAUAUUUGGAAUAAUUACAUAUGUACGAUAAUCUUACCAGAAGUACAAUAAUUUCAACCUGUGUAGUACGAUAAUAUGGGCAAAACAAUCUGGCAACGUUGGCUGCUGCCUGACAAGUCAGUGUGGCGUGUCUAAGGGUGGUGUUAGUACGCGUCUGUUUCAACUCCCAGGCUGACAGAAUUUAUGUGUUUAUUUUUUUUUGUGUGUGUGUGUAACCACGCCUACACAGUGGCUGCCAAGGCUUACCCAUGAGUUAAACCUUCUUUAGUUGGUAAUGAGGAAGGCAUGGGCUCUAGCAGUGGACACCCGAAGGCAGCUGUGAGAAGGUGCUAGACAUCCAGCCAUAGUGACGAGGAGGCAGGAAGGUACAUCAUCACCACCACCACAGAGAAGGACACCAUAGCCGUGCUUCACCCCACUGCUCCACUCCCCAGUGUAGAUGGAGGCAGCCUGGGAACUGAAUCGACCCUUCUUCAGCUCCCCGUGGCCGUGUGGCUGGCUCUCCUUCAGGUUCCCAAUAUACACAUCCUUGUUGGCGUAUCUGAAGCAAGGAUGACUGGAUCUGUUACAUAUGCUGUGCCCUCGUAGAUGUUGACACCGCCUCCUGUGGGCACCUCCAGCCGUCCUGAGCCAUGGUACACGUUCUGCCGGAACUGUCCCUCAUAGCGGCGGCCAUCCCCCCACACCAUGGUUCCCUCUCCAUGCAGCUUGCCACACACCCACUGGCCUGCACCACAUCACCCAAUGAGAGGCAUUCAUUUCACAGCAGUAAUCCCUAACACUCUCUUUUAUCAUAUUUUCACAUUCUAAGUCUUGAUUUGAGUAUACAUGUAAUGAUAUACAUCCAAAACUAUUUAAGGUCUCUUUCCUCAAGUUUAUGAUUCAGAGAUGUUCAUGGAAUGUCUCUCUCUUCUGCACUCUUCUUGUCUCUUGUUUAUUCUGUCUCUUGUAACAUCACACACCCUUGCCGCAAGAAACUUUUUAUAUAUAUAUCUUUCCCUGUGCAGCAAAGAAUUAACAUCUC